Messenger RNA from Sardina pilchardus (European sardine), 1364 nucleotides. RefSeq names its product complement C1q-like protein 2. The record is from RefSeq and is a predicted model, not a curated record. Lineage: Eukaryota; Metazoa; Chordata; Actinopteri; Clupeiformes; Clupeidae. Bases 196 to 774 code for a protein of 192 amino acids. Gene Ontology annotation, molecular function: protein binding. The transcript is spliced from 4 exons.
UGGGGGUAUGCCGGCUGAGAUGAAAGAUGCUGACUAAUGGUCCGGUACAAAAGCAUCCUCCCUCUGGAACGCUGAUGCACUGCUCUGCUAUCCACCGGCUACAGACACACUCACAGAGGUAGAUUCCACUGUUCUACUGCACCAGAGGGAGCAUAUUUCUGUGGAUUUCUGACACGCUGACCACUCGAUUCUACCAUGAUGUCACUUGCUCUCGAGGAGACUGUAAUCUCUUUGGAGGCCAGACUGCGAGCCAGUGAGAAGACUGUGGAGGACCAGAGGGGCAUCAUUAGGGAGCUGAAGGAGAAGCAGGAUGAACAGGCUGCCAUGCUGAAGGAGCUGAAGAAGGAGCAGGUGGAGAGGAGGGUGUCUUUCUCUGCCUCCCUGCGAGACCUGGGGGAUGCUGGGAGCAUGGGGCCUGACGAGGAGGAAAUCACUCUCAUCUAUCAGCAUGUUAUAACCAACAUCGGUGGGGCCUACAACCCUGACACAGGUGUGUUCAAAGCUCCACUCAAGGGUGUCUACCUGUUCACCGUCUUCGCUUUGGGUCAAGGUCACGGGUCUACCGGCACUGGAGUCUGUCUCCAUAGAAACGGCGAGCACGUUGUGACAGCAUGGAGUCGGCAGCCAAGCGACCGGGUGUCUGCGUCCAAUGGAACGUCUCUGCUUCUGGAGGAGGGGGACGAGGUGUGUGUGAAGCUCUGGCCCAACUCCUGGGUGUACGAUAACGACAACCAUCUCACCACCUUUUCUGGUCACCUGCUCUUCCCCAUGUGAAUCCGUCAGAUGGGAGUCCCUCAGUGUGUCAGCUUCUAGCCUCUAUAAGGCCAAACAGAGUUGCAAAGCAAAGGUGCAAAGUCUUAAGCGGUAGAUUUAUCACACUAAUCUUACAGCUGUGACCCCUGAGAAUCUUUCCUCACCACAAAUGCCACCCAUUGAGUUGACUGAAUAAAGGAGAAACACAGCACGUUUUCCCAUAGAGCUCCAUUAUGUUCAAGGUCUCUGAGUACUGUCAUUAUGAAAGAAACAACGAAAAUAAUCAGCCAGUAAGCUACAAUGCUACACUCUGGGGGCAUGUCCGUGACAGUACUUGGUGACCUCAAGAAAUCAAGAAAGAAAUGUACUUAGUUGUGUUUAUAGGUUUUCAGUUUCCCCUCUAUACUCCCUCAGGGGCACAUCUCACAGUAAUAUUACACAGAUGAGAUAGAUAGAUACUUUAUUGAUCCCAUGAUGUUUACUGCCUCAUAUAGAUCAAAUGCUGGUUUUGUCACUUUGUUCUCUUUGGCUAGCUUACUUCUAAAUGACUGUUUGGACCUAAAGCUGUGAUGUAUUAUUAACUGUUCCAAUAAACAUGUUAUGGCUAUGAA